Nezara viridula (southern green stink bug) is the source of this 985-nucleotide messenger RNA. NCBI's taxonomy places the organism in Eukaryota, Metazoa, Arthropoda, Insecta, Hemiptera, Pentatomidae. The record is from the annotation of a GenBank genome assembly.
AGAAGAGGGACGCUAACCUUAAAAAUAACCUUCUCCGGUUUGUGAUAACUUAUCAGAUUAUUAUGUUGUAAUUGCUAUGUGCAAAGAGAAGGGAGCUUUAGUUUUUAAGUCAUCUUUUGACGAAGUCAAUUCUUCUACAGACCCAUACAUCGAAAAACUAAAAGAGCUUCAUAUUAAUUGUCACCCAGUUAAAGCUUUAGAUUUCGAGUUUUGUAACUUGGCUGAAUUGAGUGAAAAAUUACAGAAUCACGAUCAAUAUGAUGGAAUCAUCUUUUCUAGUCCAAGGUGUGUCGCUGCUGUGGAAAUGUGUGUUGGAGAUUUGUCUCAAUGGAAAUAUAACAGGGCUUUUGUAAUUGGUGAAAAAACUGCAGAAACUGUUGGAAUUAAACUAGGUUUAGUCCCAGAAGGUCAGGCGUCUGGAAAUGCUUCAAACCUAGCAUCUUAUAUACUUAAUCAACCUAUCAAAAAACCGCUCCUGUUGCCAUGUGGAGACCUAGCCAAAGAAACGUUAGGUGAUAUUUUGACCCAGGGGAAUAUCUCAUUGGAUAAAAUAGUUGUAUAUAAAACAGUACCUGAUCCAAAUCUUGAAUCAUCAAUAAGAAAUAUCCUUUCAUCCCAUAAAAUAAAUUUUAUUGUCUGUUUUAGUCCCUCCUCUAUUAAUUUUUCAUUACCUCUUUUAAAGAAAUGUGGAAUUAAUUUAUCCAUUGUUGAGUGGAUAGCAAUUGGACCUUCAACUGAGAAUUGUUUAUUGAAACACAAACUGAAAGUAGGUUGUGUUGCUGACAAACCUACACCUGAAUCUCUAGCCAAAGCAAUGAAGGAAUUUCUCGGAUAGAUCUGUAAAAUUACUACUAGUUUUGUAAUUUAUAUUUAAACGUAGCAUUUAUUUGAAUUUACAAGAAUUAUAAGACUUCAAGAAAUAUCAGUUGAUUUUUAUUAUAGUUAUUGAUAAGAAUGAAAAACAAGGUUGUUAGCAACAAAAUGG